Molecule: messenger RNA, 1208 nt
Organism: Xylona heveae TC161
Lineage: Eukaryota; Fungi; Ascomycota; Xylonomycetes; Xylonales; Xylonaceae
Product: trimeric LpxA-like protein
Exons: 3
Coding region: 211-1038 (275 amino acids)
Molecular function (GO): acetyltransferase activity
Source: RefSeq, a predicted model, not a curated record
AACGAUAAUUUGUAAUUUAUAUGAUUGAGCUCCCUGCAUCGUGUUAAAAAAUUUUUUUGAAUCUUUUGGAAAACUGCAAGUGUCUUGACUUUGCCUUUGUUACCUGCGGUCGACAAUCUCGACACUAAAGACCCUGUGGAUCAAUUUUGCAGCCUGCCAUCGACAGAAACAGGCACUGGUCAAUUGAACGUAUAAUCUGCUGUAUCAGCCAUGCCGGACCUGACAGAAAAGGAAAAGGCCCUGCGAGGAGAACUCUAUUGGGCAUUUGUGCCUGAGCUGGUUCGCGAUAGAAGACGCUGCCAGCAUGCAUGCAAGCGAUAUACCGACGCGGGCGAGGUGUCGCGACGACGAUUAGUUGAACUAUGGAGAGAUGUCGUCGACGACAAGACUCCCCUCCCUCCACCCGCUCCAACUCCCGAAGAAGACGAAGCACUCUUCGAAGAUGAGCCUUGGGUCGAAGGCCCUGUGCAUAUUGAUUACGGCACAAACUUACGAUUCGGGAAGAAUGUCUACGUUAAUUUCAAUGCCACCUUUCUCGACACCUGUAUCAUAUCCAUUGGCUCGCGGACCCUGAUCGGACCCAACGUGAGCUUCUACAGCGGCACCCACCCGCUAGACCCAGAGCUACGAAACGGUACCAAGGGCCCCGAACUAGGCAAAGAGAUUCAUGUCGGUGAGGAUUGCUGGAUUGGAGGAAAUGUCGUUAUUCUUCCUGGCGUUACACUUGGUAAGGGAGUCGUGGUUGGAGCAGGGAGCGUGGUUACAAAGGAUGUGCCACCGUUUCACGUAGUAGCGGGCAAUCCGGCCCGGAUCUUACGUCGCAUAGAGACGAAUAUGGACCCAGAGCACCGGAACCAAAAGGCAAAGCAUGUUGAUCAUGAAACGGCAAAAGUUCCAGAGAACGAAUUGACUGUACCCGCUGCGGCCAAAGAAGCAGAUAGUCACGUUUCGGGUGCAGAAGAACCCAUGGCUCAAUUGGCGCGACAGCUGGAUAAGAUGGAUUUUGACCGGUAUAACGACGCUUUCAACAAAGGAUAACGCACCUAAAUCUAAGAGAGGACGCUAUAUUCGUCAAUUUAAUCCCACCAAAUGCCAUGGGCAAUUUAUCAAUCCACGAAUCCCUUCGAUCGGGAAGGACUGAAUAAUCAAUUUCGCAGUCUUGCUCGUCGCCCAGCCAGAUUUUCAGCAUCUGAUCCUGAUGACCACCC